Messenger RNA from Nymphaea colorata (pocket water lily), 1928 nucleotides. RefSeq names its product UDP-glycosyltransferase 85A2-like. The record is from RefSeq and is a predicted model, not a curated record. The transcript has 3 exons. Bases 27 to 1346 code for a protein of 439 amino acids. Gene Ontology annotation, molecular function: UDP-glycosyltransferase activity. Lineage: Eukaryota; Viridiplantae; Streptophyta; Magnoliopsida; Nymphaeales; Nymphaeaceae.
UGCAGUGCAGAUUAGGGUCUUUCAGAAUGGGGAGACCACAUGUGCUGCUGCUCCCAUUUCCUGCACAGGGCCAUGUCAAGCCACUCAUGGAGUUCGCCCAUCGCCUGGCAGAGGAAGGCUUCAUGGUCACCUUUGUCAAUACCGAUUUCAUUCACUCUCGCAUAGUGAAGUCGCUUCCAGAGACCUUCACCAGCGAGUACAGUGGGAGUAUACGCUUGACAUCCAUACCGGACGGUGUGGACUCUCAGGAAGAUCGAUGGAACUUCAAAGAAAUGUCGAAUGCCAUUCUCCAUGUCAUGCCCAGGUUCUUAGAAGAGCUCAUUCUGAAGAUCAAUGAGGACGAAAAGGGAAAGAUAACGUUCAUGAUAGUUGAUGGCAUGAUCGGUACUCUUCUGAGCGUUGCAGUGAAGCUAGAAAUCAGGAGAGCAGUGUUCUGGCCGGCUUCCGCUUGGUUCUUAGCCAUCUUCAAAAAGAUUCCUUUGUUGCUUGCCUCUGGAACCAUAGAUGAAAACGGUACAUUGAAUCUGUCUGCUCUUUGUCUUGUUUCAGAAGACUGGAGCUGCCUUGACUGGCUUGAUCAGUGGCCUGCCGGCUCAGUAAUCUAUGUCUCACUGGGCAGCACCACCAUGCUCAACCAGCGCCAAAUUGACGAGCUAGCACUCGGUCUCGAGCUUACCGGCAGGCCCUUCCUUUGGGUUUGCCGGCCGGGCGUCAUGGAAAAACAAGAUGCGCUGUACCCUGAAGGAUUCAUGGACCGGAUAACAAGGCACGGACUCGUCGUGGGAUGGGCGCCGCAGCAGGAGGUGCUGGCACAUCCAUCUGUAGCCUGCUUUCUAACCCACUGUGGUUGGAAUUCGACCAUGGAAGGGCUGAGCAAUGGAGUGCCCAUGUUGUGCUGGCCUUACAUUGGUGACCAAUUUCAAAACCAAAGUUGCAUAGUUCAUAUUUGGAAGGUGGGACUGAGCGUGACACAGGUCUGUGAUGAGCUUGUUACUAAGGAAGAAAUCAAGAGCAAGUUGGAGGCUUUGUUAAGUGAUCAUGGCAUCAAAGAGAGGGUCGUUGAGUUGAAGAAGCAUGGCGAGAUGAGCAUGAUAGAGGGCGGUGAUUCUUUUAGGAGAUUCCAUGAUUUUCUCUCUGUCAUAAAAGUUGUCGAGAAGUGCUCGGCCGAGCGUGGAGCCAGCAGGUGGCCAAGGGCUGAAGGCGAGAUAGAGGCCAUUCCCGCGACAGCAGGGCAGCUACCCAUGCCGAGGAUGGCCGAAGGUGUCGACCACGGCACCCACGUGCGUCGGGUCAAGAGCCGAGAAGUGCUCGGCCGAGCGUGGAGCCAGCAGGCGGCCAAGGGCUGAAGGUGAGAUAGACGCCAUUGCCACGACAGAAGUGCUCGGCCGAGCGUGGAGCCAGCAGGCGGCCAAGGGCUGAAGGCGAGAUAGAGGCCAUUGCCGUGACAGCAGGGCAGCUAACCAUGCCGAGGAUGGCCGAAGGUGUCGAGACCCUCAAAAGAGCAGUUGUCGAGGGGGCUGGCAAAAAUUGAGCAGGAAAAUAAAGCUACUACUGUCAGGGAGGUUCCAUAUGAAGAAUUGAUAUGGAAAUUUGGUGCAGGAAGGCAAGAAAUUGUAGAUGGAUGGGGUGAUAGAAAUCUGAGUUGUUUCUAAGUUGAACUUGAAAUAGAAAUUAAUUUUUAAUAAUGAUUUAUUUUAACAUUUAAUUAAGAACUUUAUUUUGAUUUGCAGGUUGGGAAGGCACGAAAGGAAAAGAAAAAAUGGAUGAAGUUGGUAUUGGUACUUAAUUAAGAACUUUAUUUUGAUUUGCAGGCUGAGAAGGCAUGAAAGAAAAGAAAAUGUGGAUGAAGUUGAAGCUAUGCCUUGCUAGAUAAUAGAAUCUUGGAAGUGUCUGACAAUGAAUAGCCAUCAUUUUUUUUCUUAGUCAGA